Fusarium vanettenii 77-13-4 is the source of this 411-nucleotide messenger RNA. RefSeq lists its product as uncharacterized. The transcript has 4 exons. Gene Ontology annotation, molecular function: D-tyrosyl-tRNA(Tyr) deacylase activity. Lineage: Eukaryota; Fungi; Ascomycota; Sordariomycetes; Hypocreales; Nectriaceae. The record is from RefSeq and is a predicted model, not a curated record. Bases 1 to 411 code for a protein of 136 amino acids. Gene Ontology annotation, biological process: tRNA metabolic process. Gene Ontology annotation, cellular component: cytoplasm.
AUGAAGGUCAUCCUGCAGCGCGUGCUGUCGGCGUCCGUGACGGUGGACAAGGAGAUGAUCUCGUCCAUCGGCAAGGGCGUCCUAGCCUUUGCUGCCGUGGCCCCCGGGGACACGGAGAAGGAGGCCGACCUGAUGGCGGCUAAGGUGCUCCGGAUGAAGCUCUGGGACGACGACGAGGGAGGCAAGUUUACUCUGCUGGCCAGCACCAAGAAGGGCGCCAAGCCCGAUUUCCACGGCGCGGCCAACCCGGAGGAGGCGCGACGGCUCUACCACUACUUUGUGCAAAAGGUGAGAGCCGGGUACCAGGAGGAGAGGGUCAAGGACGGACAGUUCCAGGCCAUGAUGGAGGUGGCUCUCGUCAACGACGGACCGGUUACUCUUGAGCUGAAGAAUGGCGCCAAGACUGAUUAA